AAUGAACUCAUGUCACUUCCUUUUCUCUCCGCCGCCUCUCCGAUCUCAUUUCGCAAUAGAGAGAAACACACACAACAGCUCUCGGCUUUUCAAUCCAUACAAGCAAUCCAUCUCUAUACAAAAUGGGUCGCUACGAUAGAAACCAUCUGCUGGUGAAGAAAGGGGGCGGCGGCGGCACGUGGUUGGUUGACGGCGACGAAGAUGAGGAAUCUCGUAGCAAGAGAGCAAAACCCAAUCUUUUGAUUAUCCUCUUUCUCUCCCUCUUUUCUUGCAUAAUUAUUUUCAAUGUCUUGCAUUCAUUUGGAUUUAAAGGUGAAGGACAUCCUUCUGUUUGCUCCUCAAUCUCCAAUGGAACUAUUUGCUGUGAUAGAAGCGGCUCCAGGUCUGAUGUGUGUGUCAUGAAAGGGGAUGUAAGAACACACCCUUCUUCAUCUUCAGUUGUGCUCCUCAGAAACUAUGAUCCCAAAACUCAGGUUAUCCCACUCGAAAAGAUCAAGCCUUAUACUAGAAAAUGGGAAACAAGUAUCAUGGACACCAUUGAUGAACUACAUCUCGUCGUGAAGAAAAAGGGUGACGCCACCCGCCAUCAAUGUGAUGUCCAGCACAAUGCCCCGGCUGUCGUAUUCUCGACCGGAGGCUACACCGGGAAUGCAUACCAUGAAUUCAAUGAUGGGAUUUUGCCCUUAUACAUCACUUCUCAACAUUUCAACCGUAAGGUCGUUUUUGUCAUUCUUGAAUAUCACAACUGGUGGAUUUCCAAGUACAAUGACAUUCUUCCCCAUCUCUCCGACUACCCUCCUGUGGAUUUUCGAGAUAACCGGAUCCACUGUUUCCCUGAAGCAAUAGUUGGGUUAAGAAUCCAUGAUGAGCUCACCAUUGAUCCUUUGUUGAUGAAAGCUAACAAGAGCAUGAGUGAUUUUAGGGAGCUUCUUGACCAAGCUUAUUUGCCAAGAAUCCGUGGUCUUAUUCAAGAAGAAAUGGAAAAUCAUUCUCCCUCAGCAAAGGAGGAAAAAAACUUUGACGUACCAAAACUUGUUAUAAUGGCCAGGAACGGGUCCAGAGAAAUACUUAAUGAAGACUCAUUGGUGAGAUUGGCUGAGGAAAUCGGUUUCCAAGUGGAAAUUUUGAUACCUAAUAAGACCUUAGAGCUAGCGAGGAUUUAUAGAGUUCUUAAUUCAAGUGACGUUAUGGUUGGAGUCCAUGGUGCUGCGAUGACUCAUUUCCUCUUCAUGAGGCCUGCAAGGGGAUCAGUCUUUAUCCAAAUUAUUCCAUUGGGAACAGAUUGGGCAGCAGAAACUUACUUUGGUGCACCAGUAAAGAAGAUGGGAUUGAGCUACAUUGGCUACAAAAUCCUACCAGAUGAAAGCACUUUGUAUGAUGAAUAUGACAAGAAAGACCCUGUACUUACGGAUUCAAAUAGCGUGAAUGUGAAAGGAUGGCAAUUUACCAAAGAGGUGUACCUUGAUCGCCAAAAUGUCAGGUUGAACCUGAGAAGGUUUCAGAAGAGUCUUCUCCGUGCCUAUUAUUACACUAUUGCUGUGAAAAAUAGACGAUCCAGAAAGGGAAGUCGGUAACAUUUUGGGGUAUAAUUUUGGCAUACGUUCAUAUCAACUCUUAUAUUGUUCCUAACUUUGCUGUAAAUAUUUUGUGAUCAUCGUUGAUGUGCUAUUUUUGUGUACAUCAUCCAUUAUAGAGCCAAAAAUCCAUAAACUCUCAUUAAGGCGAAUACCACUCUCACGUUCUGAAUCUGUUUACCGAGCACCAUUUAUUUGCUAAUUGCUUGCCUCUUCGGUACAUGUUGAUAGAAGUAGCAAUCUGUCCACCCGCUUUACAAACCAUAUUGUACAUCCAAUAGUAUUUUUCUAAUUUUUG
Cuscuta epithymum is the source of this 1872-nucleotide messenger RNA. NCBI's taxonomy places the organism in Eukaryota, Viridiplantae, Streptophyta, Magnoliopsida, Solanales, Convolvulaceae. The record is from the annotation of a GenBank genome assembly.